AUAGUUUACGAUGACCAUGCAAACAGCCUUUUGUCAAAAGACAGUCUUAAAACACUCCCAACUUUAUAUUAAUAGCAUUUAUUCUAACUUGUUUUGAGAAGUUGGAAAGAAGUGAACGCAACUUAUAACUUUUGACUUAGCGGUGAGUUUAUUUGCAGAAAUGGCGAACCGCCCGCAAGGCUCCCGGCUGGGUUUGCUUCUGCUGGCCAGCCUGAUCUACCGGGUCGGAGUGGACAACAUCCCGCCUGUCUGCCUGGCAGUUUUAGGACUCAACGUCUUCCUUUUCCUUUCGCCUGUCGCCCCGCUGAUGCAGACCUGCGUGAGCGUCCAGCAGGCGUACUGGUACGGCGACUGGAACCGCCUGCUGCUCUCUCCGGUGCACCACGCUGACGACCUGCACCUGUACUUCAACAUGGCCUCCUUCAUCGUGAAAGGAUUUGCGCUGGAGCGGCGUCUGGGCGGACCGUGGUUCCUCUACCUGCUGGCCGUCUUCUCCCUGCUCACCGGGUGUGUUUACCUGCUGCUGGAGGCCGUCCUGACUGAGUUGACUGAUGACCCCACCUACAACCUGCAGUGUGCCGUGGGCUUCUCUGGUGUCCUGUUUGCCCUGAAGGUGGUGAAUAACCACUACCACCCCGGCGGCGUGACCCGCCUCAUGGGUUUACACGUCCCCAACCGCUACGCCAGCUGGGUGGAGCUGGUGCUGAUCCACAUCAUGACGCCAGGAACCUCCUUCGUUGGUCACCUGGCCGGCAUCAUCGUGGGUCUGCUGUACACCUCCGGACCACUGCUGACCAUCAUGAAGACCUGUGCCAAUUUGGUGACCUUCGGCGGUUUUCCCUCGGGACCGGGACGACACUUCAGCUCCUCAGGUCAGGGCGGCUUCCACGGACCCGACCCUGACACCGGCACCCGCACUCACCCUGACAACCUUGAGGAGGAGCAGCUGCAGGCGGCGAUCAGGAACAGCCUGAUGGAUCAAGGAGGUCCUGGCCACAGAGAACCUCCUUCUUAUGGUUUCCAUUUGCCUGAAGAGCGGGCGGUGCCCAAGGAGCCCCGGUGGAGGAGAUUCAUGAGGUCUGAACGCUGACCCUGGAGAACUGGAACCCAGCUGGGUGGGUGAGGACGGGUGAGGAGGGAGAUGUGCCACUGGAAGAUCUGGUCCUUCCAACCGAGCGCUCUCCUUCAGCGAGACGUUUGUAGAGAACUGGAGACACUCCUGAUCACAUGACCUCGGAGUUGGUUUCAGAUGUGUCAAAUUGUAUUUUAUUUUUUAAAUAAAUGUGCUCAGACUUCCUGUCACACA
Messenger RNA from Synchiropus splendidus (mandarinfish), 1306 nucleotides. It is a transcript of the gene rhbdd1, whose product is annotated as rhomboid domain containing 1. The transcript has 8 exons. Gene Ontology annotation, molecular function: serine-type endopeptidase activity. The coding region runs from base 161 to 1090 and encodes 309 amino acids. The record is from RefSeq and is a predicted model, not a curated record. Lineage: Eukaryota; Metazoa; Chordata; Actinopteri; Syngnathiformes; Callionymidae. Gene Ontology annotation, cellular component: membrane.